UAGUUUCCAUGGCUGACCAUGGUUUGGUGCUGUUGGCUCUCUCUGUCUGCUCAACCCAGGCUGUGCAUAGCUCCCUGCGGGAUCAGAGCGCUCCCCCGCCGGGACCCUACUCUCACAUCCUCCUGCUGGGACACGGCUACAUUUCCAGCCAAGCCUGGCUUUAUUAUGUGUGUCUGCUCUGCAGCCCCGCCAGCAGUCGGAUCGGGAGGCGGAGGGAAGACCAGAGUCAGGACAAAGAAAAAGGGAGAGAGAGGCUAGCUACUACAAACAUUUGACUGAUUUCAGGAUUUUAAAAAGGGAGAUAUAAACACAAAUCCCCAAGGGGUGAAAAUGCUGGGUAAGGUUGCAUUGCCCAUGCCACCUUCUGAAAAAUAACGGACGAAGGGAGGUUCGGUGUUCGCAAGAUCUGGGUGAAAAAUAGAUUUAUUCCGAGAACUGCACCAACAAACCCUCAAGACGAAGAGGCAAAGAAGAAACAACGUAACCCUUGAUUUAACGGAAUUCUAUAAUUGUAUAGUCAAUGUAUUCAUAUUUUGACGUAUUGGCACCUUUCUAACGGCCCGAUCAGGUGUUACCGCAUGGCUGUCAUUUUGGCUUUGGCUGUCUCUUGAAACUCGGACUCUACCGAUUAAGUCGCGCUAUCGCCAACGUGUUUAUGAACGUAAAGGAACAAAAGAUACUGUCGUCACGGACCCCGAAAGAAAGACACGUUAUUCCGUUAAUUCUACAGGUUGAGUCCAGUUGAAGAAGUUAAAUUGCUGGAGUAUCCGGGCGCAGCGCCUCUCCACAGCUACAAAUUGUAUAGGCUACUCACCUCCCCUUUAACUGGACUAUAGGCUACUAUCAGAGACUGAAGUUGCCGCAUUGCAACAGGCAAAGAAGUGAAAAACACGCCAGCUGAAGUAUCCAUCUAUAUGACUGUUUUCGCAAAACAUUACAGAUCGAGACGAGAAGAAAAUACUGUCACAAACCAGAGAUGUCUAGACGAAAACAGGCCAAACCGCGCUCCGUAAAAGCGGUAGAAGAAGGCGAGUCGUCGGAGUUUGCAGGGAACUGGGAUUCAUCGUCCGUCCAAACAGAUGUCCCUGCUGUGUUGGACCGCGAGGCGGCGAGGAAGGAGCAGCGUGCAGCCCUGGAGGAUGGGGACCACAGUGUCACCAGCCAUGACGACCGCAUAGGGGACGAUGACCUGGACGAUGAGUCCAUCUUCACCUGCGACAACUGCCAGCAGGACUUUGAGUGUCUGGCCGAGCUGACUGACCACCGCACCAACCACUGCCCCGCAGAUGGUGAUGAUGACCCUGGGCUCUCCUGGGUAGGGUCCUCUCCCUCCAGCAAAGACGUGGCGUCGCCGUCACAGAUGCUGGGGGACGGCUGCUGCGAUCUGGGCAUGGGCACAGGGGAGGAGGAAGGGGGCGCGGGGCUGCCCUACCCCUGCCAGUUCUGCGACAAGUCCUUCAGCCGCCUCAGCUACCUGAAGCGCCACGAGCAAAUCCACAGCGACAAGCUGCCCUUUAAGUGCACCUUCUGCAGCCGCCUGUUCAAGCACAAGCGAAGCCGCGAUCGCCACGUCAAGCUCCACACCGGAGACAAGAAGUACAGCUGCCAGGAGUGUGAGGCGGCUUUCUCCCGUAGCGACCAUCUCAAGAUCCACCUGAAGACCCACAGCUCCAGCAAGCCCUUUAAGUGCAGCGUGUGCAAGAGAGGCUUCUCCUCCACAUCGUCUCUGCAGAGCCACAUGCAGGCCCACAGGAAGAACAAGGAGCACCUGGCCCUGCGUACUGAAAAGGAAGGGGGGAAGCGUGGCAGCAAUGCAGGCAGUGGAGGGGAGAUGGACCAGGACCUGUACAUGUGUGACUACUGUGAGGAGACCUUCAGCCAGACAGACGAGCUGGAGAAGCACGUAGUGACCCGCCACCCCCAGCUGUCUGACCGCUCCGACCUGCAGUGCAUCCACUGCCCCGAGAUCUUCAGCGACGAGAGCACGCUGCUCUCCCACAUUGAGAGGUCCCAUGCUAACCGUAAACACAAGUGCCCGGUGUGCUCAGAGCAGUUCCCCUCUGUGGAGGACGUCUACUGCCACAUGGACAGCCAUCGGCAGCCCGACUCCAGUAAUCACAGUCCCAGCCCUGACCCCGUGCUGGGCAGCGUGGCAUCCAUGAGCAGCGCCACCCCGGACUCCAGCGCCUCUCUGGAGAGGGGCUCCACCCCAGACUCCACCCUGAAGCCCAUCCAAAGCCGGCGCAAGCUGGCCCCCAACUCUGACCAUGAUGACGGGGGUCACUGGACAGCCAAGGUGACCUACAGCUGCCCUUACUGCUCCAAGAGAGACUUCAACAGCCUGGCCGUUCUGGAGAUCCAUCUGAAGACCAUCCAUGCAGACAAGCCCCAGCAGAACCACACCUGCCAGCUGUGCCUGGACACCCUGCCCACGCUCUACAACCUCAACGAACACAUCCGCAAAGCCCACCGAGGCAGCGGAGGCGCCACAGCGGCCUUCCCCCUGCUCCAGUUCACCAACGUGUCAGCCUUUCACUGCAACUACUGCCCAGACAUGUUUGCAGACAUCAACACCCUGCAGGAGCACAUCCGUGUGUCCCACUGCCUGCCUGGAGGAAUGGUCGCAGGCUCCACCACCCUGGAGGGCAACCACGCCUUCUUCUGCAACCAGUGCUCCAUGGGCUUCCUCACAGAGUCCUCUCUCACAGAGCACAUCCAGCAGACCCACUGCAGUGGAGGAGGCGUGCCCAAGAUGGAGUCUCCCGUCCUGCAGCCCUCCCAGUCCUUUAUGGAGGUCUACUCCUGCCCUUACUGCACCAACUCGCCCAUCUUCGGCUCCCUGCUCAAGCUCACCAAGCACAUCAAGGAGAACCACAAGAACAUCCCACUGGCCAAUAACAAGCGGCAAGCUAAGGUGGCGGACCUCAGCCCCGCCUCCUCUGAUGUGGAGAUCUCCUCCCCCAAACGCCAUAGGCUGGCUGGGGACUCCACCACGGCAGGGUCCAAUGGAGACUACCCCUGCAACCAGUGUGACCUGCGCUUCAGCAGCUUCGAGGGAUUUCAAGCCCAUCUCAAGUCCCACCUGGAGAUGCUGCUGAGGAGGCAGUCCUGCCCUCAGUGCAACAAAGAGGACUUCGACUCCCAGGAAUCUCUGCUGCAGCAUCUGACGGUCCACUACACCACCACAUCCACCCAGUAUGUCUGUGAGAGCUGUGAUAAGCAGUUCUCCUCAGUGGACGAUCUGCAGAAGCACCUGCUGGACAUGCACACCUUUGUGCUGUACCACUGUACACUGUGCCAGGAGGUGUUUGACUCCAAGGUGUCCAUCCAGGUCCACCUGGCUGUCAAACACAGCAACGAGAAGAAGAUGUUCCGCUGCACAGCCUGCACCUGGGACUUCCGGAAGGAGAGUGACCUUCAGCUGCACGUCAAACACAGCCACCUGGGACACCCCACCGGCCCCGGUGUUACCGGCAAGGCCCGUAAGUGCAUCUUCUGUGGGGAGACGUUCGGCACAGAGGUGGAGCUGCAGUGCCACAUCACCACCCACAGUAAGAAAUUCAACUGCCGCUUCUGUGGCAAGGCCUUCCACGCCAUCGUUCUGCUGGAAAGGCACCUGAGAGAGAAGCACUGUGUCUUUGACGGGGGGAACGGCACCGGGAACGGGGGAAGCCAGAACGGCACGCCCAACGGUGUAACCCAGAGCUCCAAGCGCGGGGGAGGAAGCGAAAGAUCGACAGUCGCCACGGAGCAGGCUGACCUGCAGAACAUGCUGCUAAAGAACACGAGUCAGGAUGUAGCCAACAGCCACGAGGCCAGCGGAGGGGAGGAGGAGCUGGACAACUCUGAGCCCAUGUACGCCUGUGACAUCUGUGGAGCGGCCUACACUAUGGAGAGUCUUCUGCAGAACCACCGACUGAGGGACCACAACAUCCAGCCCGGGGACGACGACGCUAGCUCCCGCAAGAAGAAGGCCGACUUUAUCAAGGGAAACCACAAGUGCAACGUGUGCUCACGGACCUUCUUCUCUGAGAACGGUCUGAGGGAGCACGCUCAGACCCACCGUGGCCCCGCCAAGCACUACAUGUGCCCUAUCUGUGGAGAGCGCUUCCCCUCCCUGCUCACGCUCACCGAACACAAGGUCACCCACAGCAAGAGCCUGGACACGGGCACGUGCCGCAUCUGUAAGAUGCCCCUGCAGAGCGAGGAGGAGUUCAUAGAGCACUGCCAGAUGCACCCAGACCUGAGGAACUCUCUGACGGGCUUCCGCUGUGUGGUGUGCAUGCAGACGGUCACCUCCACCCUGGAGCUCAAGAUCCACGGCACCUUCCAUAUGCAGAAGCUCUCAGCCGGCGGGGGCAGUGGGGGCGGGGGCGGCUCAGCCUCUUCCUCUCCCAACGGUCAGCUGCAGCAACACAAGCACUACAAGUGUGCCCUGUGCCUCAAGGAGUUCAAGAACAAGCAGGAUCUGGUGAAGCUGGAUGUGAACGGGCUGCCAUAUGGGCUGUGUGCUGGCUGUUUGAGCCGGGGCACCAACGGCCAGUCUCCCAGUGGGGGCACCAUGCCCCAGGAGGCCGGGGGAGAGAAGGCUGCGGUGGGGCUGCGAUGCCCCGAGUGUGCUGUGAAGUUUGAGACCCUAGAGGACCUGGAGAGCCACGUUCAGGUGGACCACCCCGAGAUGAGCCCGGAGACCAGCGGGGCCAAGAAGGUGACGGAUGCCUCGCCUGUCCCUAAAAAGAAGACGUACCAGUGCAUCAAAUGCCAAAUGACCUUCGAGACAGAGCGGGAGAUCCAGAUCCACGUCGCCAAUCACAUGAUUGGAGAACCUGCCCAGCUGCAAGAGGAAGGCAUCAAUCACGAGUGCAAGCUGUGUAACCAGAUGUUUGACUCUCCGGCCAAGCUCCUGUGUCACCUGAUCGAGCACAGCUUCGAGGGCAUGGGCGGCACCUUCAAGUGUCCCGUCUGCUUCACAGUCUUUGUCCAGGCCAAUAAGCUGCAGCAGCACAUCUUUGCCGUCCACGGUCAGGAGGACAAAAUCUACGACUGCUCCCAGUGUCCACAGAAGUUCUUCUUUCAGACUGAGCUCCAGAACCACACACUGAGCCAGCACGCGCAGUGAGACUGGGCCCGGCAGGACUCCCAGCUCAGCCCAGAACCCCGACCCAGGCCCGGUGGGAGGGGACCAUUUCAACAUCACAGCCAAUCAAAGUGUCAUUUGCUACUCACAUGUAAAACUCUAACGAUUCCGCCACCAGGCGCAGCUAUUACGAGCAGUGGGGAAUGAAUAUUAAUGGGAUAUGCUAUUAAAAAAGAAAAGGAGAGUAAAAGGAGAUGAAGGAGAGAAAAGGUAUUGUACGUGCAGUAUUUUUUAUCGUCCCUGCUUCCCGGUUGUGAGUUUUUUUUUUUUUUUACAAAAUGAAAAAACGGGAGAGAAAAAGAAAGGCCCUCUGUCUGAUUUUAGUCUCUAGAAAUGCUUCCCUUACCUUGGCCUCUGUUGCUUCUUGUAUCAAACUUCAUAGGUGCCAAUUCUUUGCUCCUUUUUUUGCAUAUGUUUUCUUCUUUUGUUUUUGUCCCUUGCAGUAAAUAGGUACCUGUGCUGUGUUGUGAUUGUUUGCCAGUCGUAAUAUUUCUGAGUUUUCCUCCUUUUUAUUAUUAUUGUUACAUAUUUUCUUUUUUGUAAUUACAAAAUAAAAAGACAUAAAACAAAAUAAAGUUGAGAAAACAUAAUGGUUUGAUUGGAUUUUCCAAUCUAUGGACCUAAAGGUUAUUGUAAAAAUGAAUAUCAUCAAUUUCAGUGCAACUGGAUGAUGUCUGCUUUUUAAAUGUGAAUUAACCAGAUUGCAAUAACUAGUACAGUCAAAAAAUGAAAUAAAAAUACAUCACAAAUGAAGGGAA
Messenger RNA from Coregonus clupeaformis (lake whitefish), 5895 nucleotides. It is a transcript of the gene znf423, whose product is annotated as zinc finger protein 423. The transcript has 9 exons. Gene Ontology annotation, cellular component: nucleus. The record is from RefSeq and is a predicted model, not a curated record. Gene Ontology annotation, molecular function: RNA polymerase II transcription regulatory region sequence-specific DNA binding; DNA-binding transcription factor activity, RNA polymerase II-specific. The coding region runs from base 977 to 5119 and encodes 1380 amino acids. Gene Ontology annotation, biological process: regulation of transcription by RNA polymerase II. NCBI's taxonomy places the organism in Eukaryota, Metazoa, Chordata, Actinopteri, Salmoniformes, Salmonidae.